GGACCGCGGACUCAGUUGUCGAUGGGCACUUUGCUGGAGCUGUUGGGCCCCACUUCCGCACCUGGACAAGAGGAUCAUUAUCGCAUCCCCAAUCGACUGACAUUCUAAUCACGCUAAACAAAUACUUGAUUAGAGAGAGGGACCUAUUGCCUAGUCCGCAAUGUCUGCCACGCCUCCCUCAACGCCGCCCAAGGUCCCAGCUUCUGCCGGAAAAGGACUUCACUCGAGAGCCUAUAAUGGCCUGAUUGGAGCCUGUGACAAAUUCGUGCCCGCCAAGAUGCGACCCUUGUGGAUGCAUCCAGCUGGUCCCAAGACUAUAUUCUUCUGGGCCCCGCUGGUUAAAUGGAGUCUCGUUAUCGCCGGUCUCAGUGACUUGACGCGUCCUGCGGACACGAUUUCACCCAACGGAUGUUUGGCACUGGGGGCAACGAACCUGAUUUGGACACGCUAUGCCCUGGUCAUCAUACCGAAGAACUACAGCCUAUUUGCGGUUAAUCUAUUCGUGAGUCUGACGCAGCUCUUCCAACUGGGCCGUGCCUAUAACUACAGGUGGGAGCAGUCCAAGUUGGAGAAGAGUGCCGAGCAGAAGCCAGCUGCCAUUAAGGAUAGUUCGUAAUAGGCCCAUGUACAUAAAUUAAUUUCUUUAGACUUCAAAAAUAAAAAAUAUAAAUUUCUAGUCUCUUCA
Drosophila kikkawai is the source of this 685-nucleotide messenger RNA. RefSeq names its product mitochondrial pyruvate carrier 2. The record is from RefSeq and is a predicted model, not a curated record. Lineage: Eukaryota; Metazoa; Arthropoda; Insecta; Diptera; Drosophilidae. Gene Ontology annotation, biological process: pyruvate import into mitochondria. Gene Ontology annotation, cellular component: mitochondrial inner membrane. Gene Ontology annotation, molecular function: pyruvate transmembrane transporter activity.